Melospiza georgiana is the source of this 1065-nucleotide messenger RNA. Its product is annotated as left-right determination factor 2-like. Gene Ontology annotation, cellular component: extracellular region. The record is from RefSeq and is a predicted model, not a curated record. Gene Ontology annotation, molecular function: growth factor activity; cytokine activity; transforming growth factor beta receptor binding. NCBI's taxonomy places the organism in Eukaryota, Metazoa, Chordata, Aves, Passeriformes, Passerellidae. The transcript is spliced from 4 exons. The coding region runs from base 1 to 1065 and encodes 354 amino acids. Gene Ontology annotation, biological process: SMAD protein signal transduction; BMP signaling pathway.
AUGGACCUGAGGUGUGCCUGGAUGCUCUGCGUGCUCUGCCUCGUCCCCACCGCCCGAGCCUUUACCCAGGAACGCUUCAAGGAGGCGGUGCUGAAGCAGCUGGGGCUGUCCGAGGUGCCUAAACUCCGUUCGAGAGACUUGGUGGAUGUGGUUAUCCCAGAGCACGUCAAGAACAAGUACAUGUCCAUGCUGAAGCGGCAGAGGGUGAAGCGCCGAGCCCUGCCCAGCCUGGCUGGCAUCCUCAGGGGCAUCCCGGCGCACACAGGUAUGACAGGGGAAGUCCUCUACUCUGACACAACCACACGCCAGAGGCUGGUGUUCGACAUGGAAGGCAGAAUACCCAAAAACAGCGAAGUGACCAUGGCUGAACUGAAACUCUUCAAGAAGCCUGUGGACAGGGCAAAGCUGCCUGCCAGGCAGUCCCACAGGCCCGUCUCCAACGCCAGAGUCAGCGUGUACUGGGUGCAGCAGCAGCACGAUGGCACCAACAGCACCUCCCUGAUAGAUUCCAGGCUGGUUCCUAUCCGUGAGUCGGGCUGGAAGAGCUUUGAUGUGACCCAGGCCGUGCAUUACUGGCUGCGGAGCGAGGGGCGGGGGCCGAUGCUGCUGGAGGUGCGGAUCGAAGGGGAGAGGCCGGGCAGCCACGCCUCGGAAAUGGCCAGAGCCGUGCGCUUCACCUCGCAGCACCCCGGGGACAAAGCCCUGGGCAAGCCCGAGCUGGUGCUCUACACCCUCGACUUGGACGACUACGGGAGCUCCGGGGACUGCAGGGAGGAGGCGUUGCUGGGGAAAUCCACCUGCUGCCGGCAGCAGCACUACAUCAGCCUGCGGGACGUGCCCUGGGUGCUGGAGCCGGCGGGGUUCCAGGCGUUCCGCUGCUCCGGGCCCUGCCUGCAGCCGCCGCGCCACCCCGGGCAGCGCUCCUGCGCCGCGGCCGCCAGCUCGGCGCUGCCCAUCAUCUACCUCGUCAGGAGGGGCAACCACACCGAGGUUGAGGCGGCCGAGCUGCCCAACAUGGUCGUGGAGAGGUGCAGCUGUGUCGCGGACGGUGUGGCGCUGGUGUGA